CGGCUGACAGACGAGACGGGUGCUGCGUUUUCACUCUAGAUCUGUCGCGGCAGGGCUUGCGGGAUCAAACCGUGACCGAAGGUGCAAAGGUUGGGAUCAGAGUGGCUGUAAGGAGGGGCAGGAGCUCUAGGAUUAGGAAACGCAGCGGCCGCACAGCUGCGCACACCUGCGCAGGCUCUGAAGCAGACGGGUGCAAAGCACGCGGACCUGCGGGCUGAGAUCUGCAAUUUGGUGUGGAGCAUCACGAGACCCACACUUUCUCUGCACUUAGGAAUGCCAUGGCAACACCCAGCAAAGACAACAGAGCUCACCAUCGCAACAAGGCGGCCUCUAGCAGUCCCCCAGGGUCGAACAAUGAGCCCAAAGGACCUGAAGGGGACCGUGCAGAACUGGCGGCAGAUGAUUUGAUACAAUGGAAGAGACACAUUGAGCAGGUGAAGGCGGAACUGCUGGAGCAGAUACAAGGUGUACUUGGUGACCUCCUGGACAAGGCCAUCAAAGAGUCCGUGCGGUCCUACUCCAGCCACAGUCGAGUGCUGCCAGACAGAGUAGCAAAUGCAGCGAAAACCAACAGAGACCACAGAAUGGAGGACGGCAAAGUGUUUAUGGCUCGACGCUCGGUUCUAGAUGAACUGUUUGAGAUCAACCACAUCAGGACCAUCUACCAUAUGUUCAUCGCAGCACUGAUGGUCUUUAUCAUUAGCACCUUGGCGGUGGACUACAUUGAUCAGGGCAGGCUGGUGCUGGAGUUUGACCUCCUGUUCUACGCCUUUGGCAAGUUGCCCACUGUGUUGUGGGCCUGGCUCAUCAUGUUCAGUUACACGCUAGCUGGACCGUACCACGCUCUAACCCUGUGGGGAGGACUUUACCACAGCAGCAGCGUCCCUGGAGUUCUGAGCCUGGGAGUCACCCUGCUGCUGGGUGCCCUGCAGGCCUGUGUUCUGGGGGUCUUUCCUAUUUACGUGGUAGUGCGGUACCAGCUGCCCCCAGCGUCCCGAUUCAUCAUCAUCCUGGAGCAGAUCCGGUUCCUCAUGAAGAGCUACUCCUUCAUCCGGGAAAACGUUCCAGUAAUUAUUAACCACAAGCCACAAAAAGGAGAAGCCCCCAAGUUCCCCACCUUCUCCAGUUACCUAUACUUCCUCUUCUGCCCUACACUCAUCUACAGGGAGUCGUAUCCCAGGAAUCCUUACAUUAGGUGGAACUAUGUUGCUGUAACCUUUGCUAAGAUCCUGGGUUGUUUGUUCUAUGCGUAUUUCGUCCUGGUGCGACUCUGCAUUCCAGCCCUUAUGAAUGAGAGCAUCCAGCCCUUCAGCACUCGAACCCUGGUCCUGGCUCUGUUCCACGCCACCCUGCCAGGCAUGCUAAUCCUGCUGCUGGCCUUCUUCGCCUUCCUGCACUGCUGGCUCAACGCCUUCGCUGAGAUGCUGCGAUUUGCCGAUCGCAUGUUCUACAAGGACUGGUGGAAUUCCACGUCCUUUGCAAACUACUACCGCACCUGGAACGUGGUGGUCCACGACUGGCUCUACUACUACGGCUAUCGGGACUUCCUCUGGCUGUCCAGGCGCAGGUUCCGCACGGCCGCCAUGCUCUCCGUGUUCAUCGUAUCCGCCAUGGUACACGAAUAUGUCUUCACCCUCUGCUUCGGCUUCUUCUACCCGGUGAUGUUCUGUCUCUUUGCCGUCUUUGGAGUGGUCUUCAAUUUCACCAUGAACGACAAGCGCAAGAGCCCCGUGUGGAACAUCAUCAUGUGGACGUGUCUCUUCAUCGGCCAGGGUGUGCAAGUGUGCCUCUACUGCCAGGAAUGGCACGCGCAGAUACAUUGCCCGCGUACAGGGAAGAGUUUCUGGGAGCUGGUGAUACCGCGGUCCUGGUCCUGUAACUGAGACAAUGCAUCCACAGAAGGUCCAGCAGCAGCUCAACAUGCAUGUGACCCUUUGGUAUCAAGAGGAUGGUGCGAACCUAGAGCGGCUGCAGGACAAAGCUAUGGAGGUGGACUGGAAGUAGGGACCUGUCUGGAGAGGAGAACAUCGGUGCACCAAAACCACUGCUCUGUCUCAAUGUUGGGAGCAGAAAACUGCGCCCAAGUUGAGUUUUCCACAAUGUUCAAGACAUCUUUUAUCAUCUGUUUGAACAUGAAAGUCAUGAACCUAAUUUGCUACGUAGACAGAUCACUUAUUCUUAAAAUACACUUGAGCAUAUGUAGCUUGAGCAUGUAUGCAAGUGUAGUACCAGCGAGUGUUCUCGACGCGUCUAAUCCGAGUAUUUAUCUUGAGCACUAAGCUUUGACCGCAAACAUGACAUCGGGACAGAUGGCCUCAAAAGUGAUUAUUUAAGAACAAUUUAUUAGAUGCAAUUUUAUUGUACAUACCCAAAGCACCAGUACACAAAAUAAUUGUGAACAUUUAAAAUGCAUCACUGUUUAAAAAGAUUUAACUCUCAAAAAUAGUUAUCCAUAAAGCAGUGCAAUAAAAAGACUUGCUUAAACAACAUGAGUGCCUUAUGUUUAUAACAAUGCUAACAAACAUCGGCAAGUGCAUCUAUGUGCUUUGAUUUAGGAAGAAAAUUAAAAUAAAAGGAAUGGCAUGUUUUGUUUUUUUUUUUUAAUGAAAGGCUAUAUGCAGAAAAUCACAGAUUCACACUGUCCAUAAUGGGGGGGGACACCCAGGGAGCAUAAUCAAGGGAUUAGAGACCAUUUCCAUUCAUAACCGUUUCUAGGCAUCAUCAUCAUCACGUGGAUCGUUCAGUUUAGGACAUAAAUCAGCUUUCACAGUUUCAACCCUGUAACCGCACAUCUUUGAAAGCAGUCCCUUGUCUUAUUUCGUAAUGCACGACGAGUCGAUAACUGGCGGUUAUGAUGGGGGAUUAGAAAGUCACGGGGAAACCUUCACGUUAAAGGUUAAGGGUGGAUGCGAGUGGGGCAAACGAAACAAAAAAAAAAAAAAAAGGCAGGUUGUGCCUGUGUCGCAGAAACGGCUCCGUUUCUGAGGAACAGGCCAGCAUGGAUGCGUCCCCCUCCAUCACGAAGACGGGCCGAGGAAGAGCCACUCAACGGCACGGAUCACGAACACGACGGCGGCGAGCUACCGGGCGGGUGCUCGCGAGUCUAUUCACAGCCCAAAGCGAGUUACACGGAACGACGUUUCACUUCAAGGAACGCGGCUCACAGAAUGACGCCGGGCAGCACUGCGGUGACGAGCCAAGAUAUAAACGCAUCUUUAGGAAAAAACAUUUUGUCAUCUAACACCGAUGGAGUGAUCAAGCAAAAGAAGCAUCCAAAA
This is a messenger RNA of Scleropages formosus (Asian bonytongue), 3278 nucleotides long. It is a transcript of the gene soat2, whose product is annotated as sterol O-acyltransferase 2. Gene Ontology annotation, biological process: cholesterol metabolic process; cholesterol efflux. Gene Ontology annotation, cellular component: endoplasmic reticulum membrane. The coding region runs from base 279 to 1883 and encodes 534 amino acids. The transcript is spliced from 16 exons. Gene Ontology annotation, molecular function: fatty-acyl-CoA binding; cholesterol O-acyltransferase activity; cholesterol binding. Lineage: Eukaryota; Metazoa; Chordata; Actinopteri; Osteoglossiformes; Osteoglossidae. The record is from RefSeq and is a predicted model, not a curated record.